Molecule: messenger RNA, 1313 nt
Organism: Guyanagaster necrorhizus
Lineage: Eukaryota; Fungi; Basidiomycota; Agaricomycetes; Agaricales; Physalacriaceae
Product: G-alpha-domain-containing protein
Exons: 10
Coding region: 128-1120 (330 amino acids)
Biological process (GO): adenylate cyclase-modulating G protein-coupled receptor signaling pathway
Cellular component (GO): heterotrimeric G-protein complex; cytoplasm
Molecular function (GO): G-protein beta/gamma-subunit complex binding; GTPase activity; G protein-coupled receptor binding
Source: RefSeq, a predicted model, not a curated record
GCCAUCGAUGAGAGCAUCCGCCUUGAGAGGAAACGUCUGAAGGACAACCCAGUGGUCAAGGUUCUUUUGCUGGGGCAGAGCGAGAGCGGGAAAAGUACCGUAAUAAAGAAUUUUCGUCUCGCCCACGAUGCUGCCGCGUUUCGCGCCGAGCGGGCCUCAUGGCGACGACAUCGAACAGCUACCACCCGACCUGCGCCUUCUUCGCCUGCGCCUCAUCCCACUCAGACGCGUCGAGACAGAUCUCCGUCAUCGACUCUCAGAUUCUACUGUCCCAGUUACACCAGAGCUAUCAGUUCGUUCGCUUGCUCAGCUCUCACAUAGCCCUAACCCGGCGUCUCUCUUACGAGAAACGGCCGAGGCCCAGGAUGUCAUCACGUCCCUCCGCGAAGAUAUUCGACAUCUGUGGCUCGAUGAACGCGUGCGUACUGCACUCCGACAGAAGGGCAUUCGCGUAGAGGAAGGGGCUGGAUUUUUUCUAAAUGAUCUCGACCGAAUAGCCAUCUCGUCCUAUACACCUUCUGAUGAUGACGUCUUACGUGCUCGACUGCGUACGAUGGGCGUACAAGAAUGGCGAAUUCCAUUUCCUCCAGCCCCAGGUCAACAUCCUACCUUUUCGCAGCCUUGGGCACUGUAUGACGUCGGUGGUGCUCGCACCCAGCGACGCGCCUGGCUUCCUUUUUUCGAUGGUGUGAAUGCCAUCAUAUUCUUGGCCCCCCUCUCGCCGUUCGAUACACCACUCCCUGAGGAUCCCAGCGUAACACAUCUCGGCGACACGCUAGCCCUCUGGCACGCUAUCACCUCUACGCCCCUUCUUGCACGCACGACGCUGAUUGUGUUCCUCAACAAGUGCGACUUGCUCAAAUGCAAACUAAAAUCCGGUGUUCGAUGGACGGACUGGGUCCGCGGGUAUAAAGGGGAAGAGGAGGUAGGGGCGGUCGUGAGAUGGAUGCGAGACCGGUUUCGAGAGAUCGCGCGUACGAAAAGUCCGCCUGCUGCCAAGGGUCGGACGAUAUAUGUGUAUCCGACAAGUGUCACUGACACUAAAGCUACGGCGGUUACGUUGAAGAGUGUUCGUGAUGGGAUAUUGAGGGAACAUUUGAAGAUGGCCGAGUUUGUUUAGAGGGGAUGGAUCUUUGAUUUAUUUGAAUUGUUGUUGUACGUUCACACUGGUGCUAGUAUUGUUUUAUGUAAGUGAUAUAUGAGGAAAGCAUCGCGUUCAGUUCGUUCCUAAGGUGGUCCUAUGGAUGUGAGUUAUGCCGUGCAUACGAGGCCAUCAUUAUUCAUAUCACGUAUAGCAGACCUAUGGAGUAUCA